Messenger RNA from Helianthus annuus (common sunflower), 1521 nucleotides. RefSeq lists its product as uncharacterized. The transcript is spliced from 2 exons. The record is from RefSeq and is a predicted model, not a curated record. Bases 1 to 1521 code for a protein of 506 amino acids. Lineage: Eukaryota; Viridiplantae; Streptophyta; Magnoliopsida; Asterales; Asteraceae. Gene Ontology annotation, molecular function: zinc ion binding; aspartic-type endopeptidase activity; nucleic acid binding. Gene Ontology annotation, biological process: proteolysis.
AUGGUGCCUCGCCGUGGGAGGACGAACACGAAACCACUACCGACAACACAAGAGGAAUUGAACGAACUCAUUUCCCAAGCAAUUGCUCAAUACGAAGCUAACCGCGCUGAACAAAGCGGUGGAACGGGAGGUACUACUGGAGGCAACCCUCCAACUGGUUGCACUUAUAAGCAGUUCUUAGACUGCAAACCUCUAAAUUUUGAUGGUACGUGCGGUGCUGUUUCCUUCGUUUGCUGGACUGAGAAGACCGACUCAGUUAUUCGAAUGAGCAAGUCCCCUGCUGAACAAAGGGUUACCUAUGUCACCGGACUAUUCAUUGAUGGGGCACUAUCGUGGUGGAACCUCCAAGUUCAAACAAAAGGGGAAACUGCAGCGCAUGGCCUGACUUGGGAGGAACUAAAAGAAUUGAUGAGGAAAAAGUAUUGCUCAAGGUCAGAAAUCCAGAAGCUAGAAACUGAAUUCUGGAACUUGAAAAUGAUUGGUCCGGAUAUUGCGGGUUACACGCAACGAUUUCAUGAUUUAUCCCGUGUAGUUCCAUACUUGGUGGAACCCAAAUUCAAGAGGAUCGAGAGGUACAUUUGGGGACUUGCCCCUCAAAUUCUAAGUAUGGUUACCACUUCUAAGCCCACGGAGAUCGGCGAAGCAAUCGAUUUGGCUGUAGCACUUAUCGAGGAAGCACUACGUCAAGGAAAGUUUGAUGAGCCUGGGUCGAACAAAAAGGAAACUGCUGUGGAAGCUUCGGGCUCCAAUAAAAGGAAGUUUUCCCAUUUUAAGAAAGGUUCUCGGGGAAAGAACAAUAACGGUAAGGGGCAAAACUCGAAAGAAGUCAAAGAGACAAAGGCAUAUGUUACCACUACCACCAACAACCCCGACAAGAAGUCUUACACUGGAACUGCACCAAAGUGUAAUAAAUGCCCCUUCCAUCACUACGGGGAGUGUCGUGGCCCCAAGUGUAGCAAAUGUGGUAGGUUUGGGCAUCGCACCGAAGUGUGUCGGGGUACGAAUACCAGGGACCAAGGUUGUUUCAAUUGUGGUGACAAAGGACACUUCAAGAAGGAUUGCCCGAAAGAGAUUCAAGCUCGGGGAAGAGCAUUUGUGAUAGGAGCCAAGGACGCUCGUCAGGACCCGAAUGUGGUCACCGGUACGUUCCCUAUCAAUAAUCACUUCGCAUCUAUCCUUUUCGAUACGGGAGCAGAUUAUAGUUUUAUUUCUAAGGAAUUUAGAGUUAUACUUGGGGUAGAAUCGAGAAAAUUAAAUAUUCCAUAUUCGAUUGAAUUAGCUAAUGGUGAAUUAGUAGAAACAGGGGAAAUCAUAAAGAAAUGUACCUUAGAGCUGGGUGAACAAAAGUUCGACAUAGAUCUCUUACCAGUUCCGUUAGGUAGUUUCGAUGUCGUUAUCGGUAUGGAUUGGUUAUCCGAUAAUCGAGCCGAGGUCAUAUGUCAUGAGAAUAUCAUACGCAUCCCCCUGCCCGAUGGAGAACAUUUGCUAGUACACGGGGAGAAACAAGACACGCCGCUAUGA